GUCCACCGCAAGGGACCAGCCAUGUCCUCCCCAGAAUAUGUCAUUUUAUUUCAUUUCCUCCAAGAGUCCAAUCACUGGAGAUGCGACAUCCGAUCUUCGUUCUACCAGGCGCGGCUUCUAUUUUUACUGGCAAAUUCGCCUCUCUGACGUACGUACAAUCCCUCCAAUCUCCUUUCCAUUUCUUUUUUUCCCCUUCAUUUUCCGAUACAAUAGGGUUACAGCACGUAGGAAUCCAUACGGCAAUGUUCUGGAUCCCGCACGACAGCGGCACGGCUUCAGGCACCACAAUGCCGAGAAGCCGUGAACAGCCACGAUUUUAAUGGGGCCCCGCCUGAGCUGUA
Messenger RNA from Trichoderma harzianum CBS 226.95, 341 nucleotides. RefSeq lists its product as hypothetical. Bases 38 to 304 code for a protein of 88 amino acids. Lineage: Eukaryota; Fungi; Ascomycota; Sordariomycetes; Hypocreales; Hypocreaceae. The transcript has a single exon. The record is from RefSeq and is a predicted model, not a curated record.